AGAAAGUCCAGCCUUGGUUUUUUUUUGGUUUUUUUCCUUUUUUUUCUUCUUCUUCUUCUCUCUCGUCCAAUAAAAUGUUGAAAUUGCGCAGCGUGCGCGCCUGACAGCGGACGCGGCGCAGAGAGCGGCGGCAGACGCAGACAGGCGGCGGAGUUGGUACGAACGUCUUCGACUUCACACACACACACACGCGCGCGCACACACACACACACACACACCAAAAAAAAGAGAAACCUCGACCGCUCUCCAGCCGCUCCGCUCCCACAGAUGUGCCUCGCACCGCUCGCCGUUCCCGGAGAGAGGAGAGGAGAGGGGGGGGCGACGACUCCGCGUUGGAUUUAAGCGCCGCGAUCUGCCGCGGACAAGAUGACUAAACCCCGGGCGACCAGCGCAGCAGACGGUGUGCCUCGUUCGGAGCCGAAGGGGUCGUGUGCCACAACAUAGAGAGAAGAGAAGAAGAAGGGGGGGAAAAAAAGAAAAAAAGAACUCGGCGCAAUCGAGGGCCAGCGGCAGCCUUGUAGCAUCCAGCUAGCUGCUCCGGCUAACCGCUAGCAACCCCGCUAAACGUUACAGGUGUUCCAGGCAGAAAUCAACCAAACGUAACUUGUGGCUGCGGUCAACUGGGCGACGAGCUGCGCCCCGAUGUCGUGACUCCAAACUGAAGCCGACGUGCCUCCUCGACGACCUUUCGCCAAGCCGACGCCAAGUAGCAAAGUGUGACACUUAGCAACGUUGUUAUUAGCCAUUAGCUCCUUUUCCUUUUUUUCUCCCCUCUAGUUAGACGCUGUCCCGUGUUUACAGCGGCGGCGGCGGCGGGCUAGCCUCGCUAGCAUCCAAGCUAGCGAGUGAACUUUCGAGCUGCAUGUGCUCAUUUCUUUGACUUCUGUGGCUCAUUUUCCCGCUGCUCACUCCGACGCGACCCGGGGACUUCGCGGUGUAGUUUUAGUCCGGUCGGUUUCACUUUUUUUUUCUUCUAACCCGACCCCCCCCCCACCCCACACACCUUCCACCCUCCACCCUCCACCGUGCCUUGCCUUGCCUUGCCCCGGACUGACCCACCCCAACAAGGACUAUCUACCCGGGGCCGAUGCUGACAGUUCGGCCCGGACCACGGCAACGCCAGGAGCCGCUACCGCGAUGCAGCCCCAGCAGAUAUACGACUUCUCCAGUGACGAGAACAGUCACAAGUGGAGAGGCCUCUUCGUGCAAGCUCUGCGAAAGGUACAGAAGCAGGUCCACCCGAACCUCACGGCGAAGGAGGACGCCCUGCAGCACAUCGAGGAGCUGAUCCUGCAGCUGCUCAACAUGCUGUGUGUGGCCCAGCCGCGCUCUGUGCAGGACGUAGAGGAACGUGUCCAGAAAACCUUCCCCCACCCUAUAGAUAAGUGGGCGAUCGCCGACGCCCAGUCAGCUAUCGAGAAACGCAAGAGGAGGAACCCCUUACUUCUCCCCGUGGACAAGAUACACCCACUGCUAAAGGAGGUUUUGGGUUACAAAGUCGACUACCACGUUUCCCUCUACAUCGUGGCAGUGCUCGAAUACAUAUCGGCAGACAUACUGAAACUGGCAGGAAACUACGUGGGCAACAUUCGGCACUAUGAAAUCAACCAACAGGACAUCAAGGUCUCCAUGUGCGCAGACAAGGUGUUGAUGGACAUGUUUGACCAGGAGGAGGACAUCGGCCUGAUGUCUCAGUGCACGGAGGAGCCGUCCUCCACCGGGGAGCUCACGUACGACGACCUGGUGAGGCUUGAAAUCGCAGAGGAGCGGCAGUACCUUCGGGAGCUCGACCUCAUCAUCAAAGUGUUCCGCCAUCACUUCCUGUCCAACCCCAAAAUCUUCACGCCUCAGGACGUGGAGGUGAUCUUCAGCAACAUCCUGGACAUCCACGAGCUGACGGUGAAGCUGCUCGGCCUGAUCGAGGACGCGGUGGAGAUGACGGCUGAAGGCAGUCCUCAUCCUCUGGUGGGCAGCUGCUUUGAGGAUCUAGCAGAGGAGCAGGCGUUCGACCCCUAUGAGACCCUGUCUCAGGAUAUUCUCAACAGGGAUUUCCACGAACAUUUCAACAACCUGAUGGCUCGACCAACCGUCGGCCUCUACUUCCAGUCAGUUGCAGAAGGCUUCAAAGAAGCCGUCCAGUACGUCCUUCCCCAGCUGAUGAUGGUCCCAGUAUACCACUGUAUGCACUACUUUGAGCUGUUACAGCAACUUCCGGAUCGCAGUCAUGACCAAGAUGACAUGGAAUGUCUGAAGCAGGCGAUCACAGCGCUGCUCAACCUCCAGUGUAGCGUGGAGCGCAUCUAUGCCAAGCACCAACCUCGCCGCAAACCUGGUGAGCCCAUGUACCGCCUGUACAGCAGGCAGGUUCGUAGCAAACAACUAGCCAUCAAACGCAUGAACGAGAUUCAGAAAAGCAUCGACGGCUGGGAGGGGAAGGACAUCGGCCAGUGCUGCAGCGAGUUCAUCCUUGAGGGUCCGCUCAUACGGGCGGGCGCCAAGCACGAGAGGCACAACUUCCUGUUUGACGGCCUGAUGAUCAGCUGCAAGGCCAACCAGAGCUCGCGGCUCCCGGGGUCGGGCAGCGGCGCGGAGUACCGCCUCAAGGAGAAGUUUGUGCUGCGGAAGAUCCGCAUCGUGGACCGCGAGGACUCCAGCGAGCUGCGGCACGCAUUCGAACUGAUAGGCAAAGACGAGAACUGUGCUGUUUUCUGUGCACGGACGGCGGAGGACAAGGCGGCGUGGAUGGCGGCACUGGUCACCCUGCAGUACCGCUCCACUCUGGACCGCAUGUUGGACACGGUGCUGCAGCACGAGGAGCAGGCGCAUCCUCUAAGACUGCCCUCGCCGGAGGUUUACCGCUUCGCUGUGCAGGACUCUGAAGAGAACAUAGUGUUCGAGGACAAAGUGCAGAGCAAAACGGGCAUUCCCAUCAUUAAGGCCGGCACCGUAGUCAAGCUCAUAGAGCGCCUCACCUACCAUAUGUAUGCCGAUCCUAACUUUGUCCGCACGUUUCUUACCACGUACCGAUCGUUCUGCAAACCCCAGGAGCUUCUCACCUUGCUGAUAGACAGGAUUGAGAUCCCGGAGCCGGAACCGACGGAGGAGGACCGACAGGCUCUCUGGAACGGUGAUCAGCCGAUGGCCGCCGAGCUCCAGAGGUUCCGGAAGGAAUACGUGCAGCCGGUCCAACUCAGGGUUCUCAACGUUUUCCGUCAGUGGGUCGAACAUCAUUUCUACGACUUUGAGAACGACCCAGAGCUGAGAAGUCGACUGGAGGAAUACAUCACCAGCAAAAUUCAACUGAGAGGCAAGUCGAUGAGAAAGUGGGUGGAGUCCAUCAACAAGAUCAUCAAGCGGAAACUGCAGACGCAGUCGAACGGCGUCAGUCACAACAUCACCUUCGAGAGCCCGCCCCCUCCCAUCGAGUGGCACAUCUGCAGGGCAGGGCAGGUGGACUCCUUUGACCUCAUGACCCUUCACCCCAUAGAGAUUGCCCGUCAGCUGACCCUACUUGAGUCUGAGCUCUACAGAGCUGUUCGGCCGUCCGAGCUCGUCGGCAGUGUCUGGACCAAAGAGGACAAAGAGAAGAACUCGCCGAACUUGCUCCGUAUGAUCCGUCACACCACCAACCUCACGCUGUGGUUCGAGAAGUGUAUCGUGGAGACAAUGAACCUGGAGGAGCGGGUGGCGGUGUUGUCGCGGGUCAUCGAGAUCCUGCAGGUUUUCCAGGAGCUCAACAACUUUAACGGCGUCCUGGAGGUGGUCAGCGCCAUCAACUCUGUCCCGGUCUACAGGCUGGACCACACCUUCGAGGCAAUACCAGAGAGGAAAAAGAAAAUUCUGGAAGAAGCUGUGGAACUGAGCCAAGACCAUUUUAAGAAAUACUUGGCUAAACUCAAGUCAAUAAACCCACCCUGUGUGCCUUUCUUUGGUAUCUAUCUGACCAACAUCCUGAAGACGGAGGAAGGCAACCCGGACUUCCUCAAGCGCCACGGCAAGGAGCUGAUCAACUUCAGCAAGCGGAGGAAAGUGGCCGAAAUCACGGGAGAGAUCCAGCAGUAUCAGAACCAGCCGUACUGUCUGAAGGUGGAGCACGACAUCAGGAGGUUCUUUGAGAACCUGAACCCGAUGGGCAACAGGAGUGAGAAGGAGUUUUCCGACUACCUGUUCAAAACGUCUAUGGACAUCGAGCCACGGAACUGCAAGCAGGCUCCCCGAUUCCCCAGGAAGACCAUAUACAACCUGAAAUCCCCGGGGAUCCGGCCUGUGCGAACGUCUACCUCGGGCACCCUGAAGGGCCACCCCGUCGCCCUGGAGAGGGAGCCCCCACACAAGAUCACCUUCCGCAGCAUCGCCGAGACCGAGCCAGAGACGCCGGCGUCGGCGUCGGUGCCAACCUCCCCCAACACGCCCACGCCGCCGCAGUCGGCCUCCUCUGACAUCAGCUCGGUCUUCAUGGAGCACGACCUCAGCAGCUCCUACGGCGGUAGUAACUCCAUAUUUGCUCCAGCUCCUCUGCCGCCUUCAAUGAGUCGCUUUUUCCAUUUCCCAGAGUUCCAUUCAGUCUCCUGCGGCAGCCUCCACCAGCUCGGAGAGGAGCUGCUCAAGCCGCCGCCUCUACCGCCGCGAAGGAAAGAUGCGAUCUCUGAAGCCAAACUGAGCUCCAGGUCCGACAGCCCUCCAGCGAUUCCUCCCCGCCUGCCCCCACCUCUUCCCCGGAACCAGCCUCGCCCGCCAGUCUACAACGGGCCCCCCAUGGAUGGCCCCCUGCCGAGCCCGCCCCCGCCGCCACCCCGGGACCCCCUGCCCGACACGCCUCCGCCAGUACCCCAGCGGCCGCCGGAGAUCUUCAUCAACUACCCGCCCCUGCAGCCUUCCCCCGUGGGCCGAUACCACUGGGACUUCAGCAGCAUCCCCAGCUCCCCGAACACGCCGCCCAGCACGCCAUCGCCGCGCAUCCCCCGGCGGAGCUGUCCCCUGAGCGCCAGCCAGAACAGCCUCUGCCCUCUGCCCAUCUCCAUCACCGCGCCGCCCGUCCCGCCGCGCCACAACUCCAACCCGCAGCUCCCCAAACUCCCACCAAAGACAUACAAAAGGGAGCUGCUUCCGCCACCGCCGCUACAGGGCCUCUCGUUGGUGGAGAACGCCGACAGCAUCCAGUGAGGUCUGCUCUGUUAUAUACAUAUAUAUAUAUAUAUUUUUUUUUUUACACCAAGAGGUGGCCCUGACAUGCAAUCCUCAAAAACUGUCACCUUGGAACUUACGACACAGUAAACUCCCGAGCUACUGAUCGGAAAAGAAACACUGCGCCACAUACUGUUAACUCCACGCCACCCCGCCUCCUCUGCAUCGAACCCGUCACACCCCCGCUGUGCCUCUCAGGUGAUCAGUAGCUCCGCCUUCAUCAGAAAGAAAAAAACCCUCUGUGCCAAUGAGAAACCCACACCGGUGUGCCAGCUAAUAAACAACAAGGAGUCGGGUGUUUUGUGUCUGUCUCUUCUGUUCCGGAGCGAGAACGUUUGUUCCUCUUAACUUGACCCCCAACGUCCCACUCCUCCAUCACCCGGGAGGGGUGAACGCCGGGGACUUUGUAGCCUUAACUGUCAUGCUUUGUUCCUUUUGGGCAUUGACGUCAUCUGGAGUUCCGCUGCAGCUCUCAGAUUUUUACGACCUCUCUCUCUCCUUGACGAUCGACGCAGACACAGCAGUAGCUCUUCUCGCGGCGGGUGGGCGAGCAGCCGACGUCUCCACUGACUUGUGUUUCCUACUAACUGAAAAACAAACAGUUGCCAAAGUCUUAUUUUAUGCAGGGGGAUAAGGGAUUUCCUUUUUUUUUCUUUUCUUUUUUUUUUUUUAACAAAUAUGUGACAGUAACAGAAACACACACAAACAGGAGGCGACACUGAACACCCCCCCCCCCCCCCCCCCCCCCGUAACUCAACUGUACACUGUGACUGUAUAGACGCGAGUCAAACUCUCUUGAUUGUUUGUUUUUUUCCUCCGCAGCCACAAAACGUUGCCUUUACAAAAAGCGGUGACCUCUGACCCCCCAGGGGGCUCUCACCGGUCCUCCUCGGGCCCCCGAGAGCCAAGAAACACUCCAUUUGCACAUCAAGCUUGGGCAAAGUCAGCAGGGGUUGUGGUUGUUUUUGUUGUUGUUGUUGUUCUGCCACGAUAUAUCAAACAGCACCGAUCCAGGACAACCAGAGAAAAUACAUUUUCCUCUCUCUCUCUCUCUCUCUCUCUCUCUCUCUCUCUCUCUCUCUCUCUCUCUCUCUCUCCAGCAGCUCUUUUUGAGAAAAAAAACAGCUGAUGUCUUAACCGUUACAGACGUGCGCCGCUGUCUGACACUGUGCUCUUCCCCCCCCCCCAAAAAGCCCUCAUGACCAACCUAUUUUUUUUCUUCAUUGGUAUUCAAACUCAGCACUGGAAGCUAACCUCUCCACCAAAGCUGAGUGGGCCCCCCCCAGUGGCUGCACCAAAUACCUUCUUUCUUUUUUUUUUUUUAUUAAAAAAAUAAAUAAAAACAAUAAAAGCCCCAUGAGAAAAAAAAGAGGAACUCUUUAAACCCAACCUCUUCUUGUUCAUCUUUCCCUCCCUCUCCCUCUUUUCUUUUUUUUUUUCUUUGCUUGAAACGGUUUUUGUUUCACUUCAGAAAAGACUGAAAUAACCCCCGCGUCGCGCUCGGAUGUGCCUUUUUAUUUUUUCUGUUUUCUACUUGACAGAAAUAAGCAAAGAUGGUGUCUAAAAAAAAAUGCUCAAAAAAAAAAAUAAAGUUGCCUAUGUAAUGUUUUAGAACAAAGCUACACUAUGAAAUUGUACAUGUUUGUGGAUACUGUGUAUAUAUAACAUGUAUACACUAACUAAAUAAUUUGUAUAAAAUGACAAGUUUUUUUUUUCUCCUCCUCCUCAUCCUCCCCCCUCUGUUGUAUUGUAUCCUCAUCCGCAUCUGUUCAGUCAAAUAUUGCCUAAUAAUCCAAUGCUGCUACAGUCGGAUAGAAGAAAAAAAACAUAAAAACAACUUAAAAAAAAACAAAAGAAGAAAAAAAACACAGGUCACUGUCACUAACUUUACUUACAGACAAUCUCCAGUUGAACCACUGGGAGUAUUAACUGAGGAAAGCCAUUUUUUCUCUCCCCCCCGGCUCCGCCCCCCCCCCCCCCCCCCUGUUUUAAAGCAAUGAGAAGAAGAAGAAAAGAGACAGUUCGAUAUGCCGAGCACUUAACUUAGACGUGUGCUUCACUUUGUACGUCCUUACUAAUUGCCUUUUUUUCCCUCUUUUUUCAAAAGACUUUUUAAUGCAAAGUAACAACUCAUCAAACACAAGAGGUUUGGAAUGGUAUUAAAAGUUGCAGUUGAAUAUAUGUAAAAAAAAAAAAAAAAAAAGAAAGACGUAUAUUCGAUUUGCAAAGUAUUUGAGCGUAUAGUUAAGAAUUGGACUUUUAGUUUUUUUUGUUUUGCUUUUUGUUUUGUUUUUCCUGAGAAACACACUUUGUGCACUUUAGGCUGUACUGUUGACGAGCCGCGGUUGUCAUAGGUCGUGUUUGUAAAUGCGAGUCGGUCCUGUGCAGCCGUCAAACUCACUUUCUACGUUGGAUCGGGGGCAAGGAAAGACGGGAGUUUCCGCCACCUCUUCUUCGAGCCCCCCUCCAUGUUUUGUUUGACAAAAAGUAAAGAGGCAGAAACCCCCCGAGGACGUCUGAUGACCACAAGCUGGAUCUCAGCAGAUUUAUAAAAAAAAAAAAAAAAUGGAAAUCACUCGUGCCCUUUUUCUUUUUUUUAUCCCUCUCUCCUCACUUUGUCGUCGCAGGAUUUUCUGUCCUGUUUUUCCCAAGUCAGUAUUGUUGGGGGUCAAUUUUGCCAAGUUCUUUUAUUAUUUUUUUUGUUUGUUUGUUUGUUCCUUGUUUAUUAUUUUUUAAAGCCCCAACAGAUGAGCAGAUUGUUUUUUCCCCCUCCGGUGGCACUGUAAACAGCUUGAUCCAGCAGUCGGUUUAUUUGAUGGUAUGUGGCCUUUUAACUGCUUUGUAUUAAUGGUCUUGAUGAGAUUAAUAAAUCACCCAGUCUUAUUUUGUACUGAA
Scophthalmus maximus (turbot) is the source of this 8079-nucleotide messenger RNA. RefSeq names its product son of sevenless homolog 2 (Drosophila) (gene sos2). The transcript has 23 exons. The coding region runs from base 1138 to 5163 and encodes 1341 amino acids. Lineage: Eukaryota; Metazoa; Chordata; Actinopteri; Pleuronectiformes; Scophthalmidae. Gene Ontology annotation, molecular function: protein heterodimerization activity; guanyl-nucleotide exchange factor activity. Gene Ontology annotation, biological process: Ras protein signal transduction; positive regulation of GTPase activity. Gene Ontology annotation, cellular component: plasma membrane. The record is from RefSeq and is a predicted model, not a curated record.